AUGGCAGAUCGCGGUCGUGCUCCAGCUAGAGGCCCUAGAGGUGGUCCUCCACCUCGUGGUAGACCAAUUCCACCUUCAUCUGAUGUAAAUGGCUCCUCAUGUUGGAAAGACUCAAGUAAAGGCAAGCGGGAAGCCAUCCUCGACUUGUCCAAGUACGUCAAUGAGAGAAUAAGGGUUAAAUUCACUGGCGGAAGAGAAGUCACUGGAAUCCUCAAGGGUUAUGAUCAAUUGCUCAAUCUCGUCCUUGACGAGGUCGAAGAACAGAUUAAUGGUGCUGUCAUCAGCACUCCUCUUUUACACACAACUGACAGUCGCUCUACAGAGCCAGAACCUCAAUCCCGUAUGUUGAACCUCGUAGUCCUUCGGGGACCCACCAUCACUCUCCUCAGUCCUGUAGACGGCUCAGAAGAAAUUGCGAACCCUUUCGUAGCUCAGGAGUAG
Messenger RNA from Suillus clintonianus, 441 nucleotides. RefSeq names its product U6 snRNA-associated Sm-like protein LSm7. Gene Ontology annotation, biological process: nuclear-transcribed mRNA catabolic process; mRNA splicing, via spliceosome. Gene Ontology annotation, cellular component: U2-type prespliceosome; U6 snRNP; spliceosomal tri-snRNP complex. The record is from RefSeq and is a predicted model, not a curated record. Bases 1 to 441 code for a protein of 146 amino acids. NCBI's taxonomy places the organism in Eukaryota, Fungi, Basidiomycota, Agaricomycetes, Boletales, Suillaceae. The transcript is spliced from 4 exons. Gene Ontology annotation, molecular function: RNA binding.